This is a messenger RNA of Moneuplotes crassus, 429 nucleotides long. The record is from the annotation of a GenBank genome assembly. Lineage: Eukaryota; Ciliophora; Spirotrichea; Euplotida; Euplotidae.
UGACUAAAAAUAUCCUUGCAGGAGUUUCCAAAUACAUGCUCAGCACUGUUAAAGGAGUAGAUAUGUACCCCAAAACAAUCCCAUUCACUUUUAAAGGACAAGAAGAAUUCAAGACUCUCUUUGGAGGAAUAAUCUCGCUGAUCAUCAAGAUAGUGAUCCUUCUGUACACCUACCAAAUGAUAUCCAUCAUGAUUACCAACAAGAAUAGUUCCAAAAAUGUAAACACCACUGUUCAGAACAUUUUGAAUGACACAGAGUCUAUUAAUCUCACCGAUACGAAAUUUCAGUUUGCUGUCAGAGCCACAAUAAAUGGAAUGGAUUUUGACUUGUUCAAUGAACCAAGUUAUGGCACAGCUUCAAUCGAUCAAUUUUACGGGAAUCAAACUUCUGGUAACCCAUUUAAGAAUCUUUGUAGGAAUCUAUAAUAGA